AUGCCCGCCUUUCAGAACCCACAAGGGGGAGUAGGCAUAAAGCGUAAAAACGAAAUCCAUGACCCCAAUAUUUCCGGCCGCAAGCGACAGGCGACGGAAGAUGACUCGAUCGUUUCAGGGCACGGCCGCGCUGCGGGCGAGACUUCGGCGGGAAUGAAGUAUUGGUUUGUGGUCUGGCGAAAUCCGCAGUACAAGAAGCACAAGACUUGGGACGGCGACGCCGUACUGGUCGUGGGUGAUCCUUCAUGCACACUGUAUGACAUGGAUGGCAAGCUCCUUGUGUCGGGCCGUCCGCAUGGUAUCGAGGGCCUACACCAGAUAACUGAGGGUGCGAAUUUCACGGUCGGAGGCAAGGAACUGGAGGUCGACCGUCCCAUGGACCGAUCCGAGUUUUACCGUGGAACGUGUUUCUCAAAGAACGCAAUGACAUCCCCGCUGCUGGUGCCACCUAUCUCAGGCGCAUCGUCGAGACAGUUCACGCCUCUUCGUCCAAAGGCGCUCAGCUCGUUCAAACCACCGACAAUGACAUCCAAUACCGCAACCAGUAAACGCGGUAUUGAACUAGAACCCAUCAACUUGGUUGCAUCUGGGGAAACACCUCUGAAGCAGAAGGCUCACGAUUCGUCUUGGACUGUGAAUUGGCGGAAACCGCAACAGAGGAAACACAAAACGUGGGACGGGGACGCCUUUCUUACGCUUCGGGGGGAGAAGCUCACUCUGAUCUCCGAGAAAGGUCUCAUACUCGGGCACAAGUCAUGGGACGGCAUCCGGAUUCACACUGGCUACUCUGCGUUCAUUGGCGGCAGAGAGAUCGAGGUUGACAGCCAGAUUUCCCUGUCGGAACUACCGACGAUUGUUGGGGCGUCCGACGAGUCUAGCGUGGAUCCGCUUAUAUCUACCCCUCCUCGUAGCCAGACCCGGGAAUCGUUCCUUCUAAGUGUUCGACGAAGUAGUGAACAGCCGCAAUCGGAGGACAACUCCCCAGGAUCGUCUGUAUCUGCUGCACAGAAGUACAUACCGCCCACGUCUUUCUAUGGCAAAGGCACGGCGCAGCCCAAACCUAAGGGACCAUUACAUGAUCCCAAAGCUGAAGGGGCUGUCGUCAUGAAGGCACCGUCCAAGGAACAUGCCGCAAAACACAACAAGAAGAAUCUUCCAGUCGUUGAUGUGGUCGUUGAUCCAAUACUUGCUCGGCAUCUGCGGCCUCAUCAGGUUGAAGGGGUCAAGUUCUUAUAUGAAUGUGUCAUAGGACUGAGAAAACACGAGGGCUAUGGCUGCAUAUUGGCCGACGAGAUGGGUAUGGGCAAGACACUACAGACGAUCACGUUGUGCUGGACAUUACUCAAGCAGAACCCAUAUGCGAGUGGCAAUCCGGUUGUCGGCAAGAUCCUCAUUGUGUGCCCGGUUACGUUAAUCAGUAACUGGAAGAAUGAAUUCCACAAAUGGCUCGGAAAGGAUAGAGUGGGUAUCUUUGUUGGAGACAAGGACAAGGCUGUGAUCAAGCAGUUCAUCAACUCGUAA
Fibroporia radiculosa is the source of this 1521-nucleotide messenger RNA. RefSeq lists its product as uncharacterized. The coding region runs from base 1 to 1521 and encodes 506 amino acids. The record is from RefSeq and is a predicted model, not a curated record. Gene Ontology annotation, molecular function: ATP-dependent chromatin remodeler activity; ATP binding; DNA translocase activity. NCBI's taxonomy places the organism in Eukaryota, Fungi, Basidiomycota, Agaricomycetes, Polyporales, Fibroporiaceae. Gene Ontology annotation, biological process: reciprocal meiotic recombination; double-strand break repair via homologous recombination. The transcript has 13 exons. Gene Ontology annotation, cellular component: nucleus.